GACGCCAAGGUAGCUCUCAGGUUGUACGAGUUGUAAAUCAAAACAUUGACAUACUUACAAAUUGAAGGAAAACCAACGGCAACAAAUUGAAGAUUUGUUACUUUGGUUCUGGAGGAAUUAAUUUUACAUAUACAUUUUCUUUUGGUUUUUAAUAGCCCUUUGAUGAACAAGCAAAUUGGUGAAGAAAUGGCGACACUCGAUCCCUCGGAUGCACAGCUAAUGUUGAAAAAAGAAAGUUUACCGGCCGUUCGGAUUAGUAACACCGCGGAUAAAUUCUUUAAAGACUUAGAUGAGCAUCUUCUCAGCUUUACGUUUCCUGAAAGAGAACUGAGUGAUUUGCAAGGAGCUGUGUAUGAAUAAGUUGUAAAGUUGCUCACAAAAGUUGAAGAAAUAGACACUCGGUUUAAAUGUUCAGAUAUUGUAAAAGUUGGAAGCUUUCAAGAGAGUACCAAAAUUUUAGAGCCAAACGAAUUUGACUUUUUAGAAGUAGUUGAAGAAUUGUCUAAACAAGGAAAUGUUGAAGCUCUCCGUGUCUGCAAAGAUAGCCGCGGAUACAUGCACCUACGAGUGAAAGAUAGCCAUUUAAAAGAGAGAUGGUCAAAUUUCAUUGAUCAGGAUGGGUUUGUUCACGGUUAUAACAUUGUGAAAUCGGUCAGAGGCCUUAGUUCAAUACUGAUGGAUAUUUAUAUGGCCCAAACGUCUGGGAAACCAUUUGUUAUAGAAACGAAAUCAGGCAAACUUAAACUCGCGGGAGUAAAGGUAUUUCGCGAACCGAAUACGGAACUCAUUUUGCUUUGGACUACACAUGACAGAGGAGAAAGCUUUCAGAUUUCUGUGGAUGUGUCACCAGCUAUAAGAUGUCAUAAUAUAGAGGACGCAGUGACUAUAGAGGAUUGUCUAGAUGAAAACAUAUUCAGAGAAGUGUGUGAUCACGGGAGUUUCCUAUUAACAUCGGGAAGAAGAGACGCUAGUCAUGCUUCACCCUCAAAAUGUUUCAGAAUAUCAUUGACCGAAGUGGAGGUGAAGAUUAUGCUUAAACUUACUCCAAAGCAUAAAAUUUGCUACAGAGUAUUAAAGUUCUUCUUUACAGAAAUUUGUAAAACUCUAUCUGUUCGUGGAUUUAUCUAUUUUGGUCUCAGUUCAUACUGUCUGAAAACUGCUGUAUUGCAUCAUCUCCGGUCAUGUUCAAACACCAACCAGGAGACAAUACAUUCAUGCAUGGAGUCAGUCGUAUUAUUUCUACUUGAUGCUUUAAGUAAUGACAUGCAUCAGCGACCAGUUCUGCCAAGCAUUUUCAUUAAAGACCACAAUCUUUUUGAAUCUCUUUCCCGCUUCCAAACAGAUAAACGGAUUGCAUUAAAUCUGGUCAUGCAUGCCAAAUGCUUGUUGGUGUUUCGCUCUCUGGUCAAGAACUUUGGAACAAUUCCGUCAUCUGAUUAUUGCUAUAACAGUUGCUUGAAAACGUUCAAUGACACUUUAUCACAUAUGGAAACAAGUAAAAGUGUUGUAAUGGACAAAGCGAAUCAGUUUGUCAACAGUCAGGGUCAUUGGAAAGCAAUGGUGACCGUAAAAGAUCUUUUGACACAUUUUGAUGGCACGUAAAGUAUGUUAAUCCUUUACUCGCAUUGGCAUAAGUUAU
Molecule: messenger RNA, 1639 nt
Organism: Dreissena polymorpha
Lineage: Eukaryota; Metazoa; Mollusca; Bivalvia; Myida; Dreissenidae
Exons: 1
Coding region: 556-1602 (348 amino acids)
Source: RefSeq, a predicted model, not a curated record